CUCCACUGAUCCCUUUCCGUCUUCCCCUCAAAAAAUCAUCAGGGAAGCGAGAAACGAAAUCAUAGAAGCCCUCUAAGUCUCAUCGCCAUCGCAAAGAGAGACUCAGAUAGCAAGUACAAAGAAGCAAAGAUGACGGAGGCAAUGAUAAGGAACAAGCCAGGGAUGGCCAGCGUCAAGGACAUGCCGAUCUUGCAGGACGGCCCGCCUCCGGGAGGAUUCGCUCCGGUUCGAUACGCCCGGCGGAUCCCCAAUAAAGGGCCCAGUGCCAUUGCUAUCUUCCUCGCUGCCUUUGGUGCAUUCUCUUAUGGCAUGUACCAGGUCGGCCAGGGCAAUAAGAUCCGCAGGGCGCUUAAGGAGGAGAAGUAUGCUGCCCGUAGGGCAAUACUCCCCGUGCUUCAAGCUGAAGAAGAUGAAAGAUUUGUGAAAGAGUGGAAGAAGUAUCUUGACUACGAGGCAGAAGUGAUGAAGGAUGUGCCUGGUUGGAAGGUUGGUGAAAGUGUGUACAAUUCAGGGAAAUGGAUGCCUCCAGCAACUGGCGAGCUCCGUCCAGAUGUCUGGUGAUAUUUGUUUUUGUUUUCUUUUUUUUUUUUUUUGUUUCCCCUCAGCGGUGCAUAUUUUACUGUUGUCAUGACCUCGUCCGGCGUAUGGCAUGUGAAAUUUCUUUAGUUACUUGGGUCUUGCUCUCUUGCCAGGAAAAUAAAAUGUAGUUGGAUGCCUUCUUACAUUAAGAAUACUGCCAAUACUUUAUUGUCUUUCAUAGCAGAAUAACAUGUAAGACAAUAUACUUCUAGUCA
Molecule: messenger RNA, 794 nt
Organism: Carica papaya (papaya)
Lineage: Eukaryota; Viridiplantae; Streptophyta; Magnoliopsida; Brassicales; Caricaceae
Product: NADH dehydrogenase [ubiquinone] 1 alpha subcomplex subunit 13-A
Cellular component (GO): respiratory chain complex I
Source: RefSeq, a predicted model, not a curated record